This is a messenger RNA of Notodromas monacha, 4142 nucleotides long. The record is from the annotation of a GenBank genome assembly. NCBI's taxonomy places the organism in Eukaryota, Metazoa, Arthropoda, Ostracoda, Podocopida, Cyprididae.
GCAAUUCCAGCGAGUCUCGACGGAAUUUUCCCCACGCUGAAACGCCCUCCAGCGAAUCCGAACGAAUAUUUCCUACAACUCUUCCCAGAUGUUGAAAAAUUUCGGGGAAAGUUCGUGAAGAAAUUGCAAGGAUCCUGGAUGGUGGAAUUGGAAUCGAAGGAUGGAAGAUCUGUCGUUGAGGCCUUGUGCAGAGAUGGCUAUGUUACUCGCAAUCAGACCCCGGAACCCCAAAGAAAUGUGACGUCUCCGUCGGGUCCUCAAGCGUCACAGCCAACGUCUCCCAGACGGGUUCUUUUGCCCACUCCGAAAUUGCCUCCUGCCCCGUUUGUCAAGUUGAAUACGUCGCCGAAACGGACUUUUCCAUCGACUCCGAGACCACCGACGAAUAACCAUCCUUCAUACCCACGGAAUUCUGUGUCUCCAACGACGAAACAACCAAUUUUGCCGAGUCCUCCCCGAAUGUCCACUCCGGUGUCCCCGCCGAAGCAACCCGUAAAUUCAUCUCCAGGGAAAACGAGUCCUCUUUCCAUCCCGACUUCCCCGAAAAAGGCGCCUCAGAACCACGAGGAAUGUUCGCCAACUGCGGGAUUGUAUCUGCCGCAUGCGUCAGACAGCAUAACGACCAAUUCCAAACACGACGUGUUCUUGUCUUGGUUUGAAAACGUGAAAGUGUUAUACCUGCAGCUGGUGAAGCAGGAAAAGCGCCAGACGGACAUGGGGAACCGUUUGCAAAUUGCGUGUGCCGAGGGUGUGGAAUCCAAAUUGUUGCUGAAACCCGGGGACUUUGUUGAAGGGACCAUUUUGGCAGCGAAGUUUGAGGAUGACAACUUGUGGUAUCGGGCAGAGGUUGUGGGACACCAUCGGGACACUGGUCGUUUAGAGGUCUUCUUUUUUGAUUAUGGCAACCGAGCUGAAGUGGGACUCGAGGAUGUGCGGGGUUUGAGUCCUGAAUUCUGUCAGCUUCCGAAACAGGCGAUUCCUUGUUUACUUUCGCAAUUGGCAAAUACCUCAAAGGCGUACCCUGACGGCGAUCCGACGGGUUACGUCACAAACCAAUUCCCAGACCUAUUCUUCAAAGCAACAUUCCGUACGCAGAAUUCUGACGGAUUUUGGGACGUAGAAUUGACAUCUUCAGACGGGAAAAAAUUGGAAGAGCAGUUGUGUUCGGAUGGUUUCGCAUCGAUCGUCAAUGGCGGUGGAGGCGAACCAGCAGCGCCAAAAAUUAUGACGCCUUCGACGAAAGUUGCCAAUAGUUCCCAAGUAUCGAUGAGUGAAUUGCGAAAUUUGAGGGAUGAAAUCAAGGCGAUUCCGGUGGGUAAAAAUGCGGAUGACAAGAAAACCGAGACGCAAAGGAACGGGUCUCAUGGAGAAACUUCGCAAAUUUCCGGAUCCCAAAAUGGGGUGAAAGAACCGGUUGAAGUUAAAUUGGUCGAGUGGGUGCCAAAUCUUAAGGAUUUUAUUCUGCGACUUCCAUCUCCGGGAGCAGUUGGGAACAUAGUUUCUCCAGCUACAUUCGAAGUGGUUCCACCAGAUUCCAAGUCUUGGCUGUCUUCAGUCAAAGGUGCCACUGGACUUAAGUGCUUUUUGACUGGUGUUGUUCCGGUGGACGGGAAAUGGAGUGAGGAAUCCAUAGAGUUCUUCCGGAAUGCGGUGCAAGAUGACGAAAUGUUUGUCACUGUGGUUCAUUCCGGUGAAAUGUGCGCUGUGAAGCUCAACACGAGUUCCGGAGAUUUGGCUGAAUUGCUCAUCGAAAAGAAUUUCGGCGUGCGUGGAAUUGUUCUGCCCGCUUGGAAUCCCGGAAAAUAUGAGGGAUUUUUGGAAUCUAUCGAUUUGGAUGCGGGUUUUGUAGUUUUCCAUGCCGAAGGAGACCGGUCUGAUUUAGCAGCGUUAAGUAUUCAGCUUGAAAUCAACUUGUUGGAAGAGCAAAAGAUGGAAAAGGUUCACGUUGGAUCGUAUUGUGCCUUGAGAACUGGAAUCGAAGGACUGAAGGAUCCGAAGUGGGUGCGAGCUCAAGUGAGAGGCGAAGACUGUGAUGAGUUGAUAGUUUAUUCAGUGGAUACCUGCGAGGAACUCGUGGUGUCUAAGCGAUUCGUGCAGCCCUUGCCUCAGGGGCUCUUUUACACUCCCAGCUUGGGUGUCAAGUGUGUUUUGAGUUGGCCCUGUCCCGAUUGGGCCAGUGACAAUGAUAUCAAGUCGGCUGCUUUAAAAUGUGAUUUGAAUGGAUGCGUGUUGGAGGUGAGCCCGGAAAACGAGUUCCGGGUGUUCAAGCGGUUGGGUGAAGACCUUGUCGACAUUCCGACUUAUUUAAUGAAGCUGAGGGAUGAAGCUCCGAAAAUAUUAAAUGUUGCAACGAACGCUGAUUACCAGGAGAUGCUUUUGCCUGUUGGUUCCGAAGAAGAAUGUGUCAUUUCCCAUUUUGUCGACCCUGGCGAAUUUUGGGUCCAUUUUUCGAAGAAUGCCGUGAAUUUGAAUUCACUCAUGGGGCGACUGUUGGAGUUUUACGGAAACUUUGAAGCGGAUGAAUGUUGGAGUGCCAUUGAACCUGGAACGGUCUGCGUUCUUCAGUACCCAGAUCACAUGUAUGUUCGUGGAGUUAUUCAGGAUCGGAGCGAUGAUCCGAAUAAUACCCUGAUUUGGGUCCGGGCCUUUGACUAUGGAAGUCAGCAUCGUGUGCCCAGAGAAUUCCUCAAGAAAAUCGAGCCGGAAUUUCUCGAAGAACCCGCGUACUCGGUUUGUUGCCGGAUCCAGGCCAAACCAACCGAAGAUAAAUGGAGUCACGAAGCCGUGGAAGCCUUCGAACAACUGACCCACAAUGAAGGUCACGAGAGGAAAUUUACUGUCAAAUUCCACCACGUUCAAGGCGGGGAAAAUGUGCGGUACAUUGUGGACUUAUUCGACUCUGACGGCCAUAGUGUGACCGACAAAUUUGUGUCUCUGGGUCACGGGAUUGCGUUGGACGAGUCUGAGAACCUGGAUGAUGAAUCCUGGCUUGAAGUCAAAGAGCUUUAUUGAUCCUACCACAGAAAAAAGGGUUGAUCUUGAGAUUUUCUGCGUCAUCUGCUUGGAAGGAAGAAGAACAAGCUGGAAGUCCAAUCUGAAUUUUUCCUGUCUGACCAAGAAUUUCCCAACUCGGAAAGCUCAUUUAGUUGAUGUCGUGAAUGUUCCCUGUGUAGAAAUCAUUUUUGCCUUUGAUCAAAUUUCGUGUGAUCAACGGAUUCAUGUGUCGCGGCAGUACUUCGUGUGUUACAGUGUAUACUCAAAUUUAUGUUCAAAAAAAAAUACUGUUCCAAGGGAUUUCGCGUAAGCGUUACUGCUUUAAGACGCGCUUUUCCAGUGCGUCUCCAAACUCGGCCCUUUUAAACUUUCCAGUGGCACUGUGUGAUCCGUGAGAUAAUGUGCCUUUUUUUGUGAAGUUGGAAUUACUGUAUUUGCCAAUUUUUAAGCCUCGAAUUGAAACUGUGAGGUUCGGCGUGCCAGGUGAAAUUUUUUUUCCGUUAUUUUUCGUGUGUGCAAGGGUUGUCUGGCUUCUGCACGAAUCGGAGUGAAGAAACUAAGUUAAUUCUUGAAUCUGAGAUUGCUUGGAAUAAUCAUUUCGGUUCAUCCUCCACAUUCCCACAAUUGACUUUGAAUUUUUGCAUUGAAAUACCUCAUAGACUUCAGCUCUAUUCCUGUUACACGUUGUGAAGGGAUAUGAAUUGAGUUAUAAAACUCGAUUUUGAAAAUGCAUCAGGAGAAUCUCUUAACAAUUAACCCUUGGAACUUGGUAAAAAAUUGUUAACAAAAGAUUCGUUAUAGUGAGUCUCAAGCAGAAUUGUGGCUUUUCCGGAUGGAUCUCACAAAAUACACUAAUUCCUUCUAAAAAUUAAUUCCUUGUGCCAAGCUUUCACCACACUGUUUAUUUAAUAAAACUUGAAAUGUAUGAAUCAGAAUUUCCAGGCUUUUUUCUAAAUUUGCAUCUGCCAAUAGUUAUCUUCAAAUUUCUUUUCAACUGUUGAGGAAUUUGAAUAUUAUUUCCGGAUUAUGCCGCUAAAAAUCCAGACAACCCUCGCAUAUUUGUUGGGAAUUCGUUGAAGCAAAAUAUUAUCCACAGUGUUCGAAUACGGACUGUGUCAAGAAUAAAUACCGAUCAAGUUGAGAAAUAC